UUCCGUUCACACUGUUUACAAGAGAAGAAGAAAAAUGGCGAAAUAUGACAGCAGCAAGCUAACUUGGUAAACAGAAAGCUAGCUGAGAAGAACAGGUCUUUAAAAGCUUGUUGGUGAACAAUGUACCAGUCAACAUGGGACAGACACUGUGCAUAUGCUCCCGUGGCUCCAUCACCAUUGAUAACAAAAAAUACUACUUUGUCCAGAAAUUAGACGAGGGUGGUUUUAGUUAUGUUGAUCUGGUAGAGGGGGUAAAGGAUGGUCACUUCUAUGCCCUGAAGAGGAUCCUGUGCCAUGACCGUGAAGGGCGUCAGGAGGCUCAGACAGAGGUGGAGAUGCAUCAAAUGUUUAAUCACCCCAAUAUCUUGAGCCUGGUAGCGCACACCUUUGUUGAACGUGGGGGCAAGAGUGAAGCCUGGUUACUUCUGCCUUACAUAAGAAAGGGCAGUCUGUGGUCUGUUCUGGAGAAGCUCAGAGACAAAGGGAGCUCAAUGCCUGAAAAACAGAUUUUACAAAUCUUGCGUGGCAUCUGCUCUGGACUAAAGACCAUUCAUGAGAAAGGCUAUGCACACAGAGAUCUGAAGCCUACGAAUGUGCUUCUGGAUGAGGAUGACAAGCCAGUGCUGAUGGACCUGGGCUCUAUGAACAGAGCCAGGAUUGAGGUUAGAGGCACCAGAGAAGCCAUGACCAUACAGGACUGGGCAGCCCAGCGAUGCACAAUUUCCUACAGGGCUCCAGAACUCUUCAAUGUAGAGAGCCACUGCAUUGUAGACGAGCGCACUGACAUCUGGUCACUUGGCUGUGUGCUUUACUGUAUGAUGAUGUUGGAGGGGCCUUAUGACCUGGUGUUUCAGAAGGGGGACAGUGUUGCCCUGGCUGUCCAGAAUCCUGUGUCCAUCCCACAGCCUUGCAGUUACUCUGAAGGUCUGCAGUUGCUGCUGAGCUCCAUAAUGGUGUCAAAUCCCCAGGAGAGACCAAACAUCAACUGGGUUCUUGACCAGGUACAGGACCUGCAGAGUCGCAGCCCCAACACCCAGACCAACAUGGUCUGAUCUUGCACGGUACACAAGAUGUCAGGUCUUGGAACAAGACCUUUGCACACUUAAAUGAAAGUCUCUUAUUUUUAACGUGAAAAUAUUUCUUUUAUUUAUUGACUUCUUGUGUAACAACUUAGGUAGGUACAGACUUUAAUUCAGCUUGGGGAGCUUGGCAACAAUUUCAGCUUUUAGUUUGGAUAAUCUGAUGUAGCCAGUGUAUCACAGUUGACUUGUAGGCUUACAAAAUGAUCAAAAAUGGCCUUAAAAGUAGUUUCACUCUGCAAUAUGAUGCUUUUGGCAAGGGUCAAAUGUUGCUUCUGAAAAUAAAGUGGCUUCACCUUGCAAUUUUAAAGGAAAAGUUUGACACAAAAUACUUAUUUGCUUUCUUGCCAAGGGUUAUGUGAGAUGAUAGAUCGAAACCACUCUCAUAUCUGUCAGCUGAUUAUAAAGCUACAGCCAACAGCUGGUUAGCUUAGCUAAACAAAGACUGGAAACGUGCGGAAACCGCUAAUCUGUCUUUGUCCCAAGGUAACAAAAUCUGCCUACCAGCUCUUCACAGCUCACCAAUUAUCACAUUAUAUCACCUUUGUUAAAUCCAUACAAAAACCAAAGUGUAAAAAUGGUAAACAGGUUUAUUAGAUUAAUGUAGUUUUUACACUGCAGUUUUUGUACGGAUUAAAACAAACAUGGUGAUUAGUGAACUUUAGAGGUGCUGGAAGGUGAAUUUGUCACCUUUGGUCAGAGCCAGGCUAGCUGUUUCUCUGUUUCCAGUCUUUAUGUUCAGCUAAGCUAACUGUCUGCUGGCUGUGGACUUAUAUUUAGCCUACCAACAUGAGAGUGGUAUCAAUCUUCUCAUCUAUCUCUUAAGAGAGCAAACAAGCCAAAUUCCCCAAAAUGUCAAACUAUUCCUUUAAAAAAUUAAUUGUCUUAUUAUUGUAGUUUGCAUUUUUUUUGCAAGAAAAGGGAUAACACAAAAGCUUUGCCAAACUUUCCGGUGGUUGAAAGCUACCUGAGUUCAAUACAUAUCAGACAUCAUUCCCUACCAAGAAGGAAUAUGAUCCAUUUCCUUUUUAUUUUAUUCUUGAUUCCUGAGUUUUGGCUGUGUAACAUCUUGUGGCCACACAUGUGUACUGUAAUCAUUAAUGUACAGCGUCGCCUUCAGCUUUUCUCCACACCUUCACUCAUGCUGUUUGUCUUUACUGGGGAAAGGUUGAGAGACAGUGCACUUCUCUCCUGCAAUGCUGCUUUUGAACACACAGAGGUGCUCCACCAUCACAGUCCACUUAUUAAUGUGAUCAUGGUUCUGUCUUGUACAGCUGAUAAUGUGUGAAUGGGCUCUUUGUAAAACACAGCAGAGUAUCCGCUUACACUAAAAGAAAAAUCUUCAUGGAAAAGGGGUCAGGUAUUACUGCUACACCUAAACAAUAAUAAAAUUAACUUUUAAUCAGUUUAAGGAAUUACUUAGAAUUACUUAGAAAUGUUUUUAUUAACUGAAAGUCAAAGUCAUCGUCAUAUCUACCACUGCAGUUUAACCUUUUUACUUCACUUUUCACUGUAUUUUUGUUUUUAAACGGUCUAGUAUUUUUCCAUUCCAGCCAUGCUUGUAUUUAAUCCUGGGUUUCCUGUCAUGUGUGAAUGUGGUACACACUUUUGUUCUCUCAGGGUUUACCCACAUCUCAAAGGGUCACGUGGUCUUUCCUAGUAGACCUAAAUGGUACCUUUUAAAACCAUUGUUAAAUGAAAUACUACUUUGGGCAUUUAAGUUAAGAACAAUGCUUUUGUGACUCUGUAAUGCUGUGAUAUUGGACCAUAUUAGAACUAAAACAAUUCCCUGUUAACCUGUGCAGUAAAUUCUUGAAAUGGUAAUUGACAUACAGUUAAAGUAUAUAAUCAUUUUAAUGCAACGUUUGGAUAUGUCAAAUGACGUUUUGUGUUUUUGUUCAUUGUAAAUUAAAUACUGGUGUCACGCUGGUAAACUAAGACAUUUUUUAAGUACUGGUGAAGUUAACAGAUAUCAGUAAGUAAGAGUGUGUCAUCUGAUUAUGGAAAAUUCUGUUUAAAGUAUGUUUAAUCCCUUAUUCACUGCACAGUAAAAGGAUAAGUAAAUAUAAAAUAUGUAGCACUCUGUACACAGUUUUUAAUACAAUUGUCUGUGAAAUAAAACUGCAUUUAAAGGUC
Messenger RNA from Thunnus maccoyii (southern bluefin tuna), 3215 nucleotides. It is a transcript of the gene stk16, whose product is annotated as serine/threonine kinase 16. Gene Ontology annotation, cellular component: Golgi apparatus; cytoplasm. The record is from RefSeq and is a predicted model, not a curated record. The transcript has 8 exons. NCBI's taxonomy places the organism in Eukaryota, Metazoa, Chordata, Actinopteri, Scombriformes, Scombridae. Gene Ontology annotation, molecular function: ATP binding; protein serine/threonine kinase activity. Gene Ontology annotation, biological process: protein phosphorylation. The coding region runs from base 135 to 1052 and encodes 305 amino acids.